AUGGCUAAUAUUGAUAUCAAACUGAAAAAAGCGCACCCUUCGAAAUGUAGUACAAUAUGGGUGCUUAUAAUCUUACAUUUUCUUCUUUUAGCAACAGCAGCCUUUACGCCAUCUGCAGCAGUAACCGAUGUUUUUGAGAACGAGACGACUACGCAUAUCUUUGACACUUAUAAUUUCUUCGUUCAUCCCCACUGGUACCAGUUUCCCCUGGUCUCUGACACGUGGCAUUAUGCCAUUGGUGUUUUCAUCUCAAUUGUCGGCAUCGUUGGAAUAUUUGGAAACGCCACUGUCAUUUAUAUUUUCAGCACCACCAAAAAUCUGAAGACGCCAUCCAAUAUGUUUAUUGUAAAUUUGGCACUGAGCGACCUGAUAUUUUCCUUGGUGAUGGGGUUUCCUCUUUUAACCAUUUCUUCAUUUAACAAAAAAUGGAUAUGGGGAAAUACAGCCUGUGAGCUCUAUGGACUUAUUGGUGGUAUUUUUGGUCUGAUGUCCAUAACCACGCUCUCUGCCAUCAGCGUCGAUCGUUACUAUGCCAUUGCACAUCCCCUCCAAGCUGCCCAUAAUAUGACAAGGAGAAAAGCUUUCACCAUGAUUUGCUUGGUCUGGGUAUGGUCUCUAUGUGCCUCACUGCCACCUCUCUUUGGCUGGGGUGGUUACGUGGCGGAGGGAUUUCAAACGUCCUGCACCUUCGACUACCUCACCACAACUCCAAGUAACAGAACAUACAUAUUUUUCCUGUAUCUCUUUGGCUUUGCCGCUCCUGUAUUUGUAAUUGCAAUGUCAUAUAUUUUGAUCCUCCGAGCUUUGAGAAAACACGAACAAAAAAUGCAGAAAAUGGCAGCCAAAAUGAAGGUUGAUGAUAUUAAAGCAAAUCAAGAGAAAACCAAAGCAGAGGUGAAAAUUGCCAAGAUCGCCAUUAUGAUUGUGGCCUUGUUCCUGUUGUCAUGGAGUCCAUAUGCUACUGUGGCUUUGAUUGGUCAAUUUGGUCCAACAGAGUGGGUCACUCCUUUCCUCUCUGAGCUGCCCGUCAUGUUGGCAAAGGCUAGCGCUAUGCACAAUCCUAUCGUCUAUGCUCUGAGCCAUCCUAAAUUCAGAGAGGCUUUGUACAACAAAGCCCCAGGAAUUUUCAGUUGCUGCAAACCUCCAGGAAAGUCAACACCCUCAGCAUCAAGAGCAACAAAUGUAAGCCGAACCAUGAGCGGACUAAGUGACACUGUGGGAGGUGGCGCCAGUGACGUCUCUAGCUGUAUCAGUAAUAUUAGUGACGUACACGACAACGCCAUCCAAAUGCGCAGAACCGGAAAAGGCCCAGACAAUCAAGGCCCAGACAACAAUUCGACACAGUUGAUUCAGAGUCUAGUACAAGCACUUGUUGGCGUCACAAACCAGCAGAAUAGGCAAGUGGUAUAUCUUCCAAGCGAAACUGCAAAGAGUUCACAAAGUGCUCAGGAUGCGGAUCAAAAUGGCGUCUUCAUGGUCGACAACGGAGGGCAGAAGAUCGACAUAAAAACUUAUUUACAAGAAAUAAUGGCUGCUGAAAAGAUUGCAGCAGCAGUAGAUGAAUCCAAGAAAGAUAAUGUGGAGAUCAAAGACGAGACGAACGCAUCUAACGAGAAAGGAGCGGAGAAAAUAGCAACUCAAGCAGUGUAAACAGCUCGAGUAACAGUAAAUACAAGUUUACCUUCAGGUACAACGUGCGUAAUGUUGAAACUGAAUACUCUAAAAAAAAAUCAACAAUGAAGUAUAAAUAAUGAACUAAUUUCAACGUGUUUUCAAAACUUUUUUCUCUUGAGAAAAAAAACUCAUAUUUUAUUAUCAUUUCAAUUUGACUGAAAUAUAUUGAAAGAUUUUGACCCGUAUCUUACACUUCUUUUCAUAUAUUCUAGUGUAUAACAAUAUACAACGACUUAUAAGUUUUGUUAUUAGCGUCCAUCUUACUGGUUUCACAAUGGUACUAUUUGUAUUUGUUACGUCAUGAAGCUUGAUUGACUGUAUCAUUUUGUCGCCGUGAAUGUUGAUACGCUUGUAAAAAAUGUUUUAAUUUGUGCUUUUAAUAUUUUUCAUCUACC
This is a messenger RNA of Saccostrea cuccullata (small rock oyster), 2069 nucleotides long. Its product is annotated as rhodopsin, GQ-coupled-like. Gene Ontology annotation, biological process: visual perception; cellular response to light stimulus; G protein-coupled receptor signaling pathway. Gene Ontology annotation, cellular component: plasma membrane. The transcript is spliced from 4 exons. Lineage: Eukaryota; Metazoa; Mollusca; Bivalvia; Ostreida; Ostreidae. Gene Ontology annotation, molecular function: G protein-coupled photoreceptor activity. The record is from RefSeq and is a predicted model, not a curated record. The coding region runs from base 1 to 1650 and encodes 549 amino acids.